CCUGAUAUGUGUCCCGUCAGAGCCUCGUCUGCCCUCCGGUGCCCUCCGGUGCCUUCAGGAAGUAGCACACCGACCCCCUCCGCCUAUUGUUGAUCCACCCUGCCGGGAACAGAGAACCGUUCUGACCGAAACGUGGGAAUCCCUUUUGGUUGUUGUUGUAUUUCAACGUUUUAUCGCCACUCGUAUGCUGUGACUUUCAAUAGUUUAGAAUUACAUCGACACAAGUAUCGAAGCUGUAACUCUCUCAAAGGGAGUGAGGUUGUUUGGGAAAGAGGAAACUUUUUUCCAUCCCUGAACGAAUUUCCAUUCCUCCAUUUUGAGGCGUUUUGUUUUUUGGAGCUGGAAAAAGUUUAAGUGUAUUGUCUUUCGAUACCAAGUGAACAUGACAGCCAUAAACACAGCCAACAUAAACUUCAAAUGGGAUCCAAAGAGCCUGGAGAUCCGUACCCUGGCUGUGGAGCGGCUGCUGGAGCCCUUGGUCACACAGGUCACGACCCUGGUUAACUCCAGCAACAAGGGGCCGUCCAAUAAGAAGAAGGGUCGCUCUAAGAAGGCCCAUGUAUUGGCUGCCUCGGUGGAAACCGCUACCUUGAACUUCCUGGAUAAAGGAGAGAAGAUCGCGAAGGAGAGCCAGUUUCUCAAGGACGAGCUCACUGCUGCCGUGGAGGAUGUACGCAAGCAAGGUGAAUCCAUGAAGCAGGCAUCAGGAGAGUUUGCAGAGGACCCCUGUUCCUCGGUAAAGAGGGGUAACAUGGUCCGUGCAGCCAGGGCCCUCCUCUCUGCCGUCACUCACCUGCUGGUUCUGGCCGACAUGUCUGAUGUCUACAAGCUGCUGCUGCAACUCAAACUGGUGGAGGAGAACCUGAUGAAGGUGCGUAACGCUGGAACAGAGCAGGACCUGGGCAUACAGUACAAGGCCCUGAAACCAGAGGUGGAUAAACUCAACAUGAUGGCUGCCAAGAGACAGCAGGAGUUGAAGGAUGUUCACCAUAAGGAUCGGAUGGCGGCUGCCCGCGGUGUUCUCCAGAGGAACAUCCCCAUGCUCUACACUGCCUCCCGCGCCUGCCUUCAACACCCUGACCUGGCCGCAUACAAGGCGAACCGUGAUCUGAUCUACAAGCAGCUUCAGCAUGCAGUCUCAGGCAUCUCUAAUGCUGCCCAGGCUACCGCCUCGGAUGAUGCUGCCUUCAACCACCCUGCUGGCGGAGGAGAGCUGGCCUACGCUCUCAACAACUUUGAUAAGCAGAUCAUCGUGGACCCCUUGGCGUUUAGCGAGGAGCGUUUCCGCCCGUCUCUGGAGGAGCGCUUGGAGAGCAUCAUCAGUGGCGCCGCCCUCAUGGCCGACUCGUCCUGUACCCGCGAUGACCGGCGCGAGCGCAUCGUGGCCGAGUGCAACUCUGUCCGUCAGGCUCUGCAGGACCUGCUGUCUGAGUACAUGGGCAAUGUAAGUGUCCAUCUUCUCUCUCCCGGGCUUGUCCUCGACACAGUUUUCUCAUCGAGGCAGUGGAAGUCUCAUCACGUUCACACAGUUGCUGUUUCACCCCUCCACUAUCUUUUUUCUCCUGCUAUUGUCUGACUCUUCACACCCCUC
This is a messenger RNA of Oncorhynchus tshawytscha (Chinook salmon), 1591 nucleotides long. RefSeq names its product catenin alpha-1. Bases 383 to 1576 code for a protein of 397 amino acids. The transcript is spliced from 8 exons. The record is from RefSeq and is a predicted model, not a curated record. Lineage: Eukaryota; Metazoa; Chordata; Actinopteri; Salmoniformes; Salmonidae. Gene Ontology annotation, biological process: cell migration; cell-cell adhesion. Gene Ontology annotation, molecular function: actin filament binding; beta-catenin binding; structural molecule activity. Gene Ontology annotation, cellular component: catenin complex; adherens junction; actin cytoskeleton.